Molecule: messenger RNA, 2595 nt
Organism: Camponotus floridanus (Florida carpenter ant)
Lineage: Eukaryota; Metazoa; Arthropoda; Insecta; Hymenoptera; Formicidae
Gene: kel
Product: ring canal kelch homolog
Exons: 9
Coding region: 680-2548 (622 amino acids)
Molecular function (GO): protein binding
Source: RefSeq, a predicted model, not a curated record
AUGCAUAUAUACAUACACAUGCGCAUGCAUACGCACGUGUAACUCGCGCGCGCAUGACGUGCUGUCAAAAUAGAGCGCACGGAUCUCCUUGAAGAUUGCGCGACUCUCCCCUCUCACUCGUCAGCUGUGCAGUCGAAUAUUACCUCGCUGCGAUAAGAACAAAAUUUCGUCGGAGGGAAGUAUGAAAAUUUCGCUGCACGAGUAGGAGUAAACCUAAUAUGUGUGUAUUUCCGCCUUGAAAGAGAAAUCUCACCGCCCAGAAAUCCAAAAUCUCUGUAAGGACAAAAACUGUCGUUAGAAUCUACAAGACAGAAGAAAAUUAUUGCGAGUGAUAUUUAAAAAAAAAACGUGAUACGUAUAUUUUGUUCCAACCGGAACAGGGCUCCGAAAAAUAGAGAAGCCGAACCUGAAGCAAAGCAUUCGUGUCUGAUUUCGCUUUCGGAAUUUAGCGAGAACGCGCGCGUGCGAAGAUUUAUUACCUGUCAAGUUGAUAAAAUCAAUGGUAUCAUUUUUCUGUUUGAAUUUUAUCGUGAUAAAGCACAGUGUACAAAUGAUGAUCGAGAAAUCUGAUGACAUUUUGGAAUUAUUGUAAACAGCCUAACUUGGUUUUGGCUUGCUAAUUAUCUUGUGUUCAACUACAAACGCUUUGAGUAUCGAAAUCUAAUUAAAAUCGAUUAAAAUGGAAUCAGCGGGACAGAAUCAACUGCCUAACGUCUUGAAUAAUGUUGGCGACGGUUCCGAUACCAAGGGCAGCUGUUUAUUACUUCGUUACGCUAGCCAGAAUUCUCUAGAUGAAAGCUCACAGAAACAUAUUCCUCGUGAGAAUGGAAAAGAUAAGCCACCAUAUAGGAAUCACCAUCAUACGAAUCGAGCCUUUGAUGUCAUUAAUGAAAUGAGAAAGAAAAAUUUACUCUGCGAUGUUAUCUUAGUAGCAGACAGUGGUAUGGAGGUGCCUGCUCACAAAAUGGUUCUCGCUGCGUGUAGCCCUUACUUUUAUGCCAUGUUUACAAGUUUCGAGGAACGUGAUCAGGAGAGAAUAACGUUACAAGGCGUAGAUUAUUCGGCGCUAGAGCUAUUAGUAGAUUAUGUUUACUCUGCUGAAGUCCAUGUUACGGAGGAAAAUGUACAGGUGCUCCUACCUGCUGCAAAUUUAUUACAAUUAACAGAUGUUCGAGAUGCCUGCUGUGAUUUUUUGCAAGCUCAAUUGCAUCCAUCUAAUUGUCUUGGUAUUAGGGCAUUUGCAGAUCUUCAUGGGUGUCUCGAACUGUUAACGCAUGCAGAUAGCUACAUUGAGCAGCAUUUUUCAGAAGUAGUCGAUGCGGAAGAGUUCUUGACUCUGGCACCUGAGCAAGUAGCAAAGCUUAUCUGUAGUGAUCGUUUAAUGGUACCAUCCGAAGAAAAAGUAUUUGAAUGUGUCAUUUCAUGGGUACAUCAUGAUCUCGAAAAAAGACAGUCCAAUUUAGCUCUGCUAAUGGAAUAUGUACGCUUACCUUUGCUGUCUCAAGAAUAUUUGGUGCAACGUGUAGAGGAGGAACCACUUCUGAAGGCAAAUUUACAAUGUAAGGAUUUCUUGAUUGAAGCCUUAAAAUAUCAUUUACUGAAGGGUGAGCAAAAAUCAUUAUUUAAAACCCCACGUACCAAACCAAGACAGCCAAGAGGCUUGCCCAAGGUAUUGCUCGUUGUCGGUGGACAAGCUCCGAAAGCAAUUAGGAGUGUCGAGUGCUAUGACUUUAAAGAAGAAAAAUGGUAUCAAGUUUCCGAAUUGCCAACACGACGUUGUAGAGCCGGACUUUGUGUUCUCGGCGGACGUGUGUACGCCGUUGGUGGAUUUAAUGGAUCACUGAGAGUACGAACAGUUGAUAUUUACGAUGCUGCGGCGGAUCAAUGGUCACCCUGUCCUGAGAUGGAAGCUAGGAGAUCGACGCUCGGUGUAGCAGUGCUCGGAAAUUGCGUUUACGCUGUUGGUGGCUUUGAUGGUUCGACGGGAUUAAAUUCAGCCGAAGUAUAUGACCCGCGUACUCGCGAGUGGAGACCAAUAGCGCGAAUGUCAACGCGGCGCAGUAGUGUAGGAGUAGGCGUUGUUAAAGGAUUGUUGUAUGCCGUUGGCGGCUAUGAUGGAGAAUCUCGUCAAUGCCUCUCCAGUGUCGAGUGCUAUAACCCAGAGAAAGAUCAAUGGAAACCUGUACCAGAGAUGUCCGCGCGUCGUAGCGGUGCGGGUGUCGGUGUCCUUGAUGGUAUUUUAUAUGCAGUGGGAGGUCAUGAUGGUCCACUGGUUCGAAAAAGCGUAGAAGCAUUUAAUCCAGAAACUAACCAAUGGACUCCCGUCAGUGACAUGGCACUUUGCCGUCGUAACGCCGGUGUCGUGGCAUUGAACGGACUUUUGUACGUGGUGGGUGGAGACGACGGUUCUUCCAGUUUAGCAUCGGUAGAAGUGUAUUCUCCAAGAACCGAUACCUGGACCACCUUGCCGACUUGCAUGGGAGUGGGGCGUAGUUACGCUGGUGUAGCUAUCAUCGAUAAACCGAUGGCCCCCGCGGUGACAAUGUGAGGUCUACAAUCCGCUGGGCAUGCGACAGAACAGAACACGGACCCGGG